GUUUACAAUUGCUCAUUUCGUUGUUGCUUGAGUUCCAUAAAUGGUACAAAAACAAUUGAUCAUUUUUUAAUCUGCGUUUCGUUCCGUUACUUUGAAUUACAACGAAAAUUAACAAUUAAGAAAAAAUGUCGGCCACCGAACAGAUGCGAGCAAUGCUCGAUCAAUUGAUGGGCACUUCACGAGUUGGUCCAGAUGAUAAACAACGAUCAACCAAAUAUCGUUUUAAUGAUCCUCAAGUUUGCAAAAGUUUUCUCCUGGAUUGUUGUCCUCAUGAAAUUCUUGCUUCGACUCGAAUGGAUAUUGGUGAAUGUCCCAAAGUUCAUGAGUUUGCUUUACGAGCAGAUUAUAAUAAAGCAAGUAAAACACAACAUUAUGGAUAUGAAUUAAAUGCUUUUGAACAUCUUUCUCAAUUUGUCGCCGAUGCUGAUCGUCGAACUGAAGUAGCUAAAAAACGUUUGGCCGAAACACAAGAAGAGCUAAGUGUUGAAGCCUCUGAAAAGCUCAAUAGAGUUCAUGAAUUAGCUGAAUCUAUCGGGAAGAAGCUAGCGGCUGCUGAAGCUGCUGGAAGUGAAGGAAACGUUGAAGAAUCGCUCAGAUUGAUGGAAGAAGUAGAAAAAAUUAAGAAGGAAAAAAACGCUGCAGAAGCCGAAUAUAAAAGUUCUAUUCCGACUUCCAGCUAUCAACAACAAAAACUUCGUGUGUGCGAAGUUUGUUCCGCUUAUCUAGGUAUCCAAGAUAACGAUCGUAGAUUGGCUGACCAUUUUGGAGGCAAACUUCAUCUUGGCUUUAUAACUAUUCGAGAAAAAUUGGAAGAAUUGCGGGAAUUGGUGGAAAAUAAUCGAAAAAAAGGCUUAUAUAAACAAAUGAGAAGGGAACAUGAUGGUGAUAGAGGCCAUCAACGCGGUAGUAGUCGUUACAAUUCCGACCGAAGUGGCCGUUCUUCCCGUUAUGAUGAGGACCGUAGGCGUCGUCGAAGCCGCUCCAGAUCGAAAGAAGCUCCUGAACGCGAAAAAGAUCGAAAUGAUCGACGAGGUUAUCAUAAUCGAGAUCGAUAUAGUGAUCGCAGUGGCAGUAGCCAUAGAGAUCGUAGUCAUCGCAAUGGUCAUUAUUAAAUUACUAAUUAUGCGAAUUU
This is a messenger RNA of Dermatophagoides pteronyssinus (European house dust mite), 1132 nucleotides long. Its product is annotated as putative RNA-binding protein Luc7-like 2. Gene Ontology annotation, biological process: mRNA splice site recognition. Gene Ontology annotation, cellular component: U1 snRNP. NCBI's taxonomy places the organism in Eukaryota, Metazoa, Arthropoda, Arachnida, Sarcoptiformes, Pyroglyphidae. The record is from RefSeq and is a predicted model, not a curated record. Gene Ontology annotation, molecular function: mRNA binding.